AGAGAGUGAUGGGGAAAGAUUUUGGUGGGAGCACUAUAUGUGUUCAUGCGCACUAAGAAUAAGAAAGCCCGCCGAUGGUGAUGAUGGGAACUGAAAAUGCAUUUUUGUGAAUGAAAUUGAACAGAACAGUACAAAAUCGGAGAACCCUUUUGAAAAUUUUUUGUGGGUCCGUUCCAUUUUCCGCCAUAGCCAAGAACCCAACCCAACAACCCCACAUCAAUCCUCCAUCCUAUCAUUACCAUCGAGAAGUCUCACUUACUCUUCUUCUUCUUCUUCUUCUUCUUCUUCUUCUUCUUCUUUUCUUCAUCCUCUCACCAACAAAUCUGCGCUCCCCCUUUCUUCCGUUUCAAGGCAUUUCUGUCACUUUCUACUUUCCGAUUUCUGAUUUUCUCUCUCUUUCUUGGAGGAUUGUGUUGGCUCUGGUUUGUUUUGGCGAUGGUGGGAUAUUGAGGAAGUGGGUGGUGGUUUGGGUUUGGUUUUUUUUUUUCAUUUCUUCUUUUUGGUUUCGCUUCAAUGGGAAAUUGCUGGUACCGAUGGGAACCUACGGUUAAUAGGGUCUCGGCUAAUGCAAAAUCAGAGUCCCCAAAAGUAAACAGUACAUCAGCUUAUCAAAGGGAUGGUGAUCACAAAUUGCCCUCUAACCCCAAAGAAGUAGAAGACUUGCGUCGUGACUCAGGCACUAAUCCUCUGAUUGCGUUUACGUUCGACGAGCUGAAGAUAAUCACCGGAAAUUUUAGACAGGAUCGUGUGUUGGGCGGAGGAGGGUUCGGAAGUGUUUAUAAAGGGUUUGUUACAGAGGACUUGAGAGAAGGAAUUGUUCCUCUUCCAGUUGCUGUUAAGGUUCAUGAUGGGUUUAACAGUUAUCAAGGCCAUAGAGAAUGGCUGGCAGAAGUCAUAUUUUUGGGACAGCUUUCUCAUCCAAAUUUGGUAAAGUUGAUUGGAUACUGCUGCGAAGAUGAGCAUCGGGUACUCAUAUACGAGUACAUGGCUCGGGGGAGCGUGGAAAACAAUCUGUUUUCAAGUAAGCAGCCAAGAGUAUUGCUUCCUUUGCCUUGGUCCAUUAGAAUGAAAAUUGCAUUCGGUGCUGCAAAAGGACUUGCAUUUCUUCAUGAAGCAGAGAAGCCUGUCAUCUAUCGUGAUUUCAAGACGUCGAACAUUCUGCUCGACUCGGACUAUAAUCCAAAGCUUUCAGACUUUGGCCUUGCGAAAGAUGGACCAGUUGGCGACAAAUCUCACGUUUCUACUCGUAUAAUGGGAACAUAUGGAUAUGCUGCACCAGAAUACAUUUUGACAGGACAUCUGACCCCUCGAAGCGACGUAUACAGCUUCGGAGUUGUUCUUCUCGAACUACUGACGGGAAGAAAGUCACUGGACAAACUUCGGCCAGCUCGAGAGCAAAACCUUACGGAUUGGGCUCUCCCUCUCCUAAAAGAGAAGAAGAAGCUGACGGGCAUCGUAGAUCCGAGACUGGGAGGAGAAUACCCGGCAAAAGGAUUCCAAAAGGCAGCAAUGCUGGCAUACCACUGCCUGAACAAGAACCCGAAAGCAAGGCCGCUGAUGAGAGACAUCGUCGACUCGUUGGAGCCGUUACAAGAAGAACCAACUGAUGAGAUAGAGACAACCUCCUCCUUACCUGUUGCUAAUGAGACUGUGGGAAAGGAAAAUGAAGUCUGAAACUACUGUACCAAGGCAAGGCAAAGGCAAAGGCAAAGGCAAAGGCUUUGUAUUUUGAGUUUCUGUUUCAUCCUUGUUUCUUAGAUGUGGAAAUUUUUGUUUUAUGAUGAAAUUAUGCUUUGCUUUUAACCACUUUUCUAACAGUUACUAAAUACAUUCUCACUGCUUAUAAUAGAAAGUGUAUUUGUACA
Momordica charantia (bitter melon) is the source of this 1865-nucleotide messenger RNA. Its product is annotated as putative serine/threonine-protein kinase PBL16. Lineage: Eukaryota; Viridiplantae; Streptophyta; Magnoliopsida; Cucurbitales; Cucurbitaceae. The record is from RefSeq and is a predicted model, not a curated record. Gene Ontology annotation, molecular function: protein kinase activity; ATP binding. Gene Ontology annotation, biological process: protein phosphorylation.